Entrophospora candida is the source of this 2328-nucleotide messenger RNA. Lineage: Eukaryota; Fungi; Glomeromycota; Glomeromycetes; Entrophosporales; Entrophosporaceae. The record is from the annotation of a GenBank genome assembly.
AUGUUUGAUUCACCUUUGGCACAAACUCAAAAUGCACAGAACUAUGUAGACAUAAUGGUGCAGAUCCGCAAGUACACCAGUGAGCUUGAGAAUGAUACACCUACUAUUGUAGCAUUUGGUGAUCAAAGCGCUGGUAAAAGUUCUUUGAUGCAAAGAUUAACUGGUGGCAUUCCUGUACCGAAAGGUGUUGGUAGGUGCACUGCAACUCCAUUUGAAAUUAGAAUGAUGCAGACACAAGAGCCAAUUCGUAGGAUAUCUUUACGAUAUGUGGAAAAUAGCAAACGUAUAGCAACGUCUCCAAACGAAAUCGAUUUUUGUGAUAUUCUAGAUAUGGAAAGUGAAAAGAUUGAAGAAAAAUUACGAGAGGCUCAGCGUUAUGUUCUAAAUCCAUCAAUAAAAGUACAAGAUAGCCCGAUAUCUGAUACAUUGGGUAAUAAAGACGAGUUGAUGUUCACGCGUAACGCCAUCUGCGUUACAAUCGGUGAUCCUAACCAAAACUUUUCAUUGGCCAUGGUCGACCUUCCUGGAAUUAUCCGAGACAACCAGGAGAAUGAGGACUUUGUCAUUUCUCUUGUUAAAGAAUAUAUCAAUAAAGAUACGACGAUCCUUUUACCAAUAUUUCAAGCAACUGCGGAUAUAGCGACACAAAGUGCUUGGAAAUUAGCAAAAGAAGCUGAUCCUAGCGGUAAACGGACGGUUGGUGUCCUAACAAAAAUCGAUCAAAUCUCUGACGAUGAAAUUAAACAUAAAGCGUUGGCUAAUUUUGUCGAGGGUAAAGGUGAACAUCAGUUAGUUAAUGGGGUGUAUGUGGUGAGGAACCCUGCCAGCUCUAAAGAAAAUUUUGAAGAUCACGAGUCUAUUGAAAAGAAUGCACUUAGCCAUUUAAUGUUAAAUAAAAGUUGGAGAAAUGUGCCUAGUAAUAGGUUGGGAUUGAAGCAUUUGAUUGAUAAAUUGAGUGACUUGCAAAAGUUAGCCUUGGAUUUAGCAUGGCCAAAAAUUAGGCCCUAUUUACAAAAACAAGCAGAACUAAGUUCAAUACCGCCAGCACCAAAAGGUAACCCUAUAAUCCGAUUUAUAGAAAUAAUCGGAAUUUUCGACAAGGAAUUCACUAAUCAUGCAGACGCCAAUGAUAUCGAUCACCGUUUAUAUCGUGGACAACAGUGGAAUUUCGGAGAAUUUGAUAGAGUUUUGUUGAAUACUCGCCCUAGAUACAACUUAUCAAUUGAUAAUCAAUUAAUGAAUCAGGAAUUUGAUCCAAUCAGACCUGGUGCACUACAAGUUCGUGGCUGGACUGAUAAACUGUUGAAUGAAAUUGGUGCUGAUGAAUGGUCUAAGGACGAGGGAUUGAUAGCCAACGAAAGCGAGUAUACCUGGGACAUGAAACAAUUAUGUGAAAAAAUGCAAGAGGCCCAAGGUGGUCAGCUAGUUGGAGCAACGUUACAAGACCUUUUAAGAUCAUGUAAGGAGGAAACUUUAAAGCAACUUCUCGAUUUGGAAAGGAUGGAACACAUGUCAGCUAGUCGCGCAUUGUAUGUAACGGAUGAAGCAACAUUAUUAAAAAAGCAGUACAAAUAUUAUAUGGAGAUGCGAGUCUUAUCUGCCAAUAAAGAGAUAAGAGCAAAACUUACCAAAAUCAUUGAUCUAGGAGGAAAGUAUUUUGAUGCUUUUAAUAAUCGGCCUUCCACACCUACAAGCAGUGAUGCUACAAAUUUUGAGAAUGUAAAAAAUGAAUUAAUCAAGGUCUUGAGUGAAACCCAAACAAAGGACGAAGUUAGUCAGCGGUUAAUUGAAGAUAUAAAAUCUUCGAAUGGAAAAACACCAUCAACAGCGACUGUUUCGAUGAUGAUCACGGCUAAAAAUAUGUUUUUAGAAAAACUCAUAAACAGAGUUCCAAAAAACUCGGACAGUAAACAAAAUUCAGAACUUUUAUCAUCCACGAUUAAUGAACAGGCUUUUCUUGCCGCUACUGGCGCACUAGCUUAUUGGAAAAUGGUGCAUUCACGCUUUCGUGAAACUGUACCUCGAGUGGUCGAAUAUUAUUUGGUGCACAAAUUUAGUUCGCGACUCGGAACACAUUUGAGAAGAUAUUUUGGAUUUUUAACGCUUGGACGUGAAGAAUCAUCAGAUACAUUAGAAGAAAAUGACGACAUAAUACAUAGAACAUCAAGUAGAAACGACAAUUUAAGUGAUUCAGUUCCUGAUUUAGAUCAUUUGUUAGGCGAGAAUCCAGAAUUCACUGAAAAACGCGAAAAACUUGAGGAAGAAAUCAAAACUUUGAGCAUGAUAAUUGAUAGAGUCAGAAGAAUUACUACUAACACUACUAAUUAA